AUCUACAAAAAUCAUCUUGGGUCCACUUGGUUCUGCACUUUUUAAUGACCUUUUCUUCCUAAAAAAAAAUCAUAUUUUAACAUAAUUUAAUAGUAAUUUACUCACCAAAUUACAGCUCUCCACAACCCACAUCCCUUUUUCUAUCUAGAAUCAUCACUUUUCAUUGGAUUUUUCUUGACAAGAUUUGGGUUUGUGUUGACAUUUCCAGUUGGGGGAAAGUUUGACUGAAGAAAUUGUAGCAAAAGUGUGAGAAACUAAUGCUCUAUUAAGUUAAAGAUCAUUGAUUUUUGAUCAGAGCAAAGGAGAUGAAAAGAGGUAAAGAUGAUGAUAAAAGUAUGGGGCCAAUGUUUCCAAGGCUUCAUGUGAAUGAUACCGAAAAAGGAGGUCCAAGAGCACCUCCUAGAAACAAAAUGGCUCUUUAUGAACAACUUAGUAUUUCUUCGCAGAGGUUCAAUAGUGGGGUGCCAUCAUCUUCAACUCAGGGAACUAAGAAUGUUCAACAACCUUCUUCUAUUAACCCAAUCAGAAAGACAGAUACUCGCCAUUCUGAUGUCAACAAUCAACGCAUGCAACAAGAACAUAAAAAGAGGCAAGAGGACGAUGAUUUUCGGGUCCCAAUCUUUGACCAACAAUCUGGCAUAAGUCAAAAUCGUAGUGGAAAUAAGCAAAGUAGAGAAAAUGAAGGUGUCGCUAUCACCCCCUUUGCGGCGCAUUUUUCAGGUCGUUUAGCUAACGUUCCAAGUAGACAAAGCAAUAAUAAAUUUCAAAAAGAGAACUCAAGAGAUUUUGCUAGAUCUGGCUCAAAUCAACCAACCCGAGAAAACAUUAAAGCUCCAUUGAAGGAGAUGAAUGAAUCUUCAAAUUUUGGUCACAUAAAUGUUUCAAAUAAUGGGAAUGUACGAGAUUACCGAGCUGACUCACUAGUAGAUAAUACUUUGUGGGGUGACAGUGUCUUAAAUGAGGCAUCUAGAGCUAGUAAUUACGGGAAUAAUUCAGUUCCUGUAACGGAGGUUCAAGAAGAAGUUUUGAGAAGCCCUAAUGAUCCAACUAAUGCGGAUGCUGUGUCCGAGACAUCAAUGGUGGAUUCAGUUUGUGGAGUUGAUAUUUCUCCUGAUGAUGUCGUGGGGAUAAUUGGUCAAAAACAUUUUUGGAAGGCAAGAAGAGCUAUCGUCAAUCAACAAAGAGUAUUUGCUGUUCAAUUGUUCGAGCUCCACAGAUUGAUUAAGGUUCAAAGAUUAAUUGCAGGAUCACCUCAGCUUUUGGUUGAAGAAAAUGCUUACGUGGCAAAACCACCAAAAGUUUCUCCAAUCAAGAAAAUUCCAAUUGAGUAUGUGCUUAAACCUAAUCUGAAUACGCCUAAGCACAGAAUCGACCUUGAGAAGCCGAAUGACGACACAGAAUUCUCAGCCGAGAACGCCGUUGGGAAGGCAUCUCUAUCUUCUGUGCAGAAUGGCAGCCAGACAACCAAUUGCAGACCGUUCGGUGGGAACCCGGUGCCUCCAUCUGAUCCAAAUAUGGGAUCUUGGAAUUUUAAUGGGCCGCCUGGGCAUCAAUGGUUGAUCCCAGUGAUGUCUCCAUCUGAAGGACUUGUCUACAAACCAUACCCUGGACCUGGGUUCAUGGGCCCGGUUUAUAAUGGUUGUGGACCGCCUGGAUCUAUGCCACCCAUAAUUGGACACAAUUUUCCAAAUUAUGGUGCUCCUCCUGAUCAUCAUUAUGAUGGACCCAUGGGGCUUCAUCCUUUCACUCCUCCACCUCCUCCUAGUCACGGCUACUUCCCUGCUUAUGGUAUGCAAAUGAUGAACCCAUCAGUCUCAAGCUCCACGAGGUGCGACCCAACAAAUCCGAUCCCCUCCAAUCUGCAACAGCAAGGCUCCAGUAAUGUUCCAAUUGAGAAAAAACGUGCAGCUGUUGCGGCUGUUCCAAAUGUGCGCAAGUUCAGUGCUUUUAAAGAUACCGAGUUGCAAGCCAGUACAGCAAGCAGUCGAAGUGAUAGAACAAAAGACGGGAACGCCCUUCGACUUUUUCCAACCUCUCCUUCUGGUCCACCUGCUCCUGAACCAGCUCGGGUCGAAGCAGCGGGGGCCCCUCGUGUUAUUAGAGUUGUACCUCAUAAUGCUCGGUCAGCAACUGCAUCUGUAGCAAGGAUUUUCCAGUCGAUACAAGAAGAAAGAAAGCAGUAUGACUCGGGUUAGGUUACGUGAUCAUGAAGAUCAAUUGGUGUUGUAUUAUGUGCUUAUAUGAUUGUAACUUACACUUGAAUGUCUUGGUUGUUGAAUACACUAGGAUGUGUAUAUAUAUAUGCAAGACUAUGACAUGAAAGAUGUCUUGUAAAAAAUGCUUGCUUUAUGUUUGUGUUGUAAGGUUUUGAAGUUGUACACAAAUGGAAUGCAAAUGAAAGCUUAAGCAUGCAAACUGGUUAUUACUGUAUCA
Molecule: messenger RNA, 2433 nt
Organism: Erigeron canadensis
Lineage: Eukaryota; Viridiplantae; Streptophyta; Magnoliopsida; Asterales; Asteraceae
Product: protein EARLY FLOWERING 3
Exons: 7
Coding region: 306-2195 (629 amino acids)
Biological process (GO): regulation of photoperiodism, flowering
Source: RefSeq, a predicted model, not a curated record